This is a messenger RNA of Histoplasma mississippiense, 3669 nucleotides long. RefSeq lists its product with no specific name. The transcript is spliced from 6 exons. NCBI's taxonomy places the organism in Eukaryota, Fungi, Ascomycota, Eurotiomycetes, Onygenales, Ajellomycetaceae. Bases 1 to 3669 code for a protein of 1222 amino acids. The record is from RefSeq and is a predicted model, not a curated record. Gene Ontology annotation, cellular component: nucleus; exosome (RNase complex).
AUGUCGUCGAGUUACCCUCCUACCCCUUCUUUUGGCGGUCGCUAUAGCCCGUCUCAGCAGUUGCCUCCAUAUCCUACCUCUACAACACCAGGUGGUGCUCCUGAUGCCUAUCACCCUCAAAACCCGAUCCGUCCACCACCCCCAACCUACGCGACCACCAAUCCAAGUUUUAAGCCAAGCACUCAGAUUCCAGGUCUUUCGGGUAACAAUAACGCAUCCAUACCUUUGACGCCAUCUUUUCACUUCAUGCCACCUUUUCAACAAUCCUUCCAGCCAGAUCCAUAUGCGCCUGCUUUUGCUACUCCCAUGGGCUUUCCCCAGCAGCCUACCACCCCUCAUCCUCCACAGAAUGGCUUAACUGAAAACGUAUCUCCAAUCCGCACGGGUGCUACAAUGAAAGAAUAUGGUAAGACUGCAGCCUUGGACCCCAUGGACUCGCCGCAAUACGUGAAUUUAGGUGGCAAAGAAGAAGGUGGGCUAAGCAACGGAGACACGGAAGAAGAAGAGUCAUCUGGGCCGGAUGGCAAUCCCCUGAGGGGCCUCAAAUUUCAGGUGAAAGCAAGAAGACAUCAGUUCCCUCAGACAAAUAAUAUUACCUCUGGGUCCUCUCGUGAAGAUAUGAAAGCGACCGAUUUAGCUGCCGAUAUCUCUGCUGGAGGAAGUGUUCAGGAUAAAUUAGCCUCCCGGGACCCCCGCAGCCUACCGAUGGUAAAAGCGGGAGGUUCUCGUGAAUCUUUACCUGUAUCCUCUAUCCAGUCAGUAGCUUCCCAUGAUGAAAUGGACAUUACUACUAAUGGAAGCGGGACAUACCCGUUUUAUGGAAAGUCGCCAGCACAACUACGAGUUCAGGCACAGGGGGCCUUGUUAGGGUUAGCUCCCCACAAUAUCAAAUUUGACGAACUUGUAAAUGAAGGCAUCGAUCCAGUCAUUCUCAAGCGACUCUACGAUGAUAUUGGGCUUAAAGUUAUCUCCACUCAAGACAAAAAGCAAGCCGACACUAGUCAGUCAAAGGAGAUGAUGACUACGUCAAUCGCUAGGUCGCAAGUCCCUCUCAAAUCUGAAGCUGAAAGUGUCACGACACCUGUCUCGCAUGCGGCCCCCGGUGCAGUCGCCAAAAGCCCAGUCUGUGAAAGUGUUCGAGAUAAACCCCAACUAUCGAACUCUCAGUUGACACAAGGGACAUCAAUCGCGCUCGCUGCAGAAUCAAGCAAGCCUAUGGAACGAAAGGAUAUAAUUGCCCGAAUGCUUGCAAGUAAAGCAGGGAAACCAGCGAGUACGACAGACUCUACAAAAUCCGAGGCUGCAAAGAAAUUGAUGCCGCUAGAAAAUCUGCCCUUAGCCGAUCCAAAUGAUACCUCUGCGCCAGCAAAAGUUGGGGCCCCUCCGUCGCCAAAGCAUAUUGCUAGUGAGACUCGGGCAAAAGAGAAGAACAAAGCACAGACGGAAUUGGCGAGGCAGCGAAUGCAACAAUUGAAACAGCAAGGACUUGGAAGAAACCAGACCCAGUCAGCUAGCGAAGCUCCGAUUGUUGACCAACAACUUCCACUCAGUAGCAGCUUGGUUCGGAGUUCGCAAAAUUCAACGCCUCCAUCCCAGCCAUCCAAGCCUCCAUUAUCCUUGAACCAUCCGUUACCUAGUCGCCCUCCUGUACCUAAUCCAUCGUCGACCGCACGUAUACCUGGAUUGUUCAUGACUAGUUCUGAGCCACUCAGAGUUCAGGAUCUCUCGGUCGGCAAUAAGAACUCGGUCCCAUCAACCGAGCCACCGUCGACAAAAAUCCGGGCACCCCGAAAACGUCCAAGGGCUUCCGAUUUUACUGAUGAGCCGGACCUUGCACCACGAAAAACGCCAGAAAAGAGGGUGGCGAGCACCCAACACAAGGUGAUUAUUGACAUAAGUGAAGAUGAAUUCAUGUAUGGUUCGGAUGAUGAAGCUUCUGAACCUAAACGCCGCGCGCCUGAACCUCCCGUUGUUAGAUCGGGUAUGAAUUCGAUUUCGAAUCAACUACUAAAUCGGGAUAUACCUCCCCUAUCCGACUUCCCUUCAAGAAACCACUCUCGCCGUUCCACUCCGCCAGUAUUCACAGCGCAGUUACGUAACCGAGGAAAGGAUCCAGACGAUCUGAACGCAGAACUCAAGGCCAUGCGCCAGAGAAUAGCAGAUCAGUCCGUUUUGUCGCAAAACUCUAUUGAACCCAUGCAGAGUGAAUCUAUACGGAAAAAGCUCAUGCGAAAAAAGGAAAUAGAAGCCGGGCUUCCUGAACUUGAGGCAGAGUUACAAAAAUCUGAAGCACGGUUGCGGCAGUUUCGUGAGGAGGAACAAAGGCUGCUGGCCCAAAUCGAGAAAGGAAAGGAGGGAAAACGUCUUCUCGUUGAAGAACUAGAAGCCCUUGGAUUCAAAACAGCUGGGCAAUCUAUCGAGGAACCCCAAGUCACGAAGAAUCUCCUAGAAAACACAGUUGAAGAUAUACAUGAUGAUAAAGCUCUGCCACAAUCAACUCCGCAGAAAAUUCCUGCGGAUAGCAUAUUAAACGCUCAAGAGUCAACACACCGCGGAAUAGCUCGGGACAGUGGCUCUGCGCCAUCUUUACAGCCCUCGACUAAGGAGCAGACAGUUUCCCAGUGUUUUGAAACCGUCCCAAAGACUUCCCAAGAAGCGAUAGAUAUGAGAAUGUCUCCCCCCAAAGAAACUGACGUUCAUUCAACGGCUGACAUGGCAGAAGACGGAACGACAUGCUCUAGUUCCGCCAUGGAUGAGUCGAUGGGAAGUACACAAGAUAUGUUAGAAGUAGAAAAGACACAAGAAGAGCCCCAGGCACUGGAAGAGAAAGGCCAAUCGCGUUCCGGAGCAAAUGCACAUUCCAGUUUUACUGAUUUGGAUGUGCGACUAUGUGAAUCUAGCAUGUCUCCUCGACCUUUACACAUUGGUUUGGAGUACGGCCAAUCGGGCCAUUCCCUGGCUAAACCUGAUAACUCUGAAGAGUCCAUGAGUUAUAGGGAAUCUUCAGCUGAAUCGGAUAGAUAUGAACCACCUGAGCCGGAUCCUCGCACAGCACACACCGACCACAUUCAGACUUCACCCUUUAACUUGAUUUUGCCGGAUGAAGUAGAGCAUGUAGCUGCCGAAUCAUCGUCUAUUUCCCAAGAUGUUAACGCACUAACUUUAGCUGCUCAGGACUCUGUGACUGACCCAAACUCAGAUUCUCUCAAGGUCAAAGAGGGCACAGAGGGCGCAGAGGGCGAAGAGGGUGCCCGUCGCUAUUUUACCCCUUACAGUAGUCCGCUAAAGUUAUUUAAGGCUUACCGAUAUCAUCCCUGCUUCACUAAAGAUAUCAGUGGUGGUUAUCGCUCGUUGACUUACAGCCAUAAAAUCGACCCAUAUAAUUAUAUAUGUCUAUAUGAGGCUGCGGGCGGGUUCUGUAACGACCAUUCGUGUGAAUAUCAACACUUUCGAGAUAUGAUCUUGAGUGAUGACAAAAUACUUCGUGAGAUGGGUUCCUUAAGAGAGGGGAAGACUAUUGAAGAACAAGUGGAGUAUCUUGCCGGACUAAAACAGACCAUCAUCGAUAUGCGACGCGAUAAUGUGAAAGAUCUCAACACUGUUGCGACGGAAAUUGCCGGUUACCGUAGACGAUUUCUGCAUGACCCUUCCCGAGUUCUAGCCUUGUAG